Molecule: messenger RNA, 189 nt
Organism: Symbiodinium necroappetens
Lineage: Eukaryota; Dinophyceae; Suessiales; Symbiodiniaceae
Source: the annotation of a GenBank genome assembly
GUGCACCAUGCCUUCCCGAAUGCCGUCGGCACGCUGAGCCAGCGCGGCCGCUUCCACGGCUGGGAGAAGGUUCAUGAUGCAGCUGCAGAAGUCCUGCACCGCGGGCUGUGGAAGCCCAACGGGGAUGAGGAGACCCAGAUGCAGAAGACGCAGAAGAAGCGCUCCAUGAUGAUGAAGCAGGGCAAAUGA